CUUUGACCUUUGUCAACAGUGUAAUAUAACGAUGUAAUAAUAACCACAUUGUAUUAUUAACCAUUCCAAAAUAAGGAUUAGCUCUCCAUGAGAUAAUCUAUAACACUUUCUAUUUAGCUUUCUGACCAUUGCUUAAUAUGUUCAAAAAAGUGUCGCUAUCGUUUGGGAGCACUCUCGUGACGAUCAGUAAGAUUGCGAAACAUGUUAGAAUGAUGUCAGAUAUUUCAGAUGUCCUUUUGGAAGUAAAGGGAAAUGUCGGUUUAAUUACUUUAAACCGUGCAAAGGCUUUGAAUUCUUUAGACUUAGGAAUGGUUAGCCUCAUAUACCCAACAUUAAGUGAAUGGGAAAAAAAUGAAAAUAUUGGAGCAAUAGUGAUUAAAGGAGUUGGAGGAAAGGCUUUCUGUGCUGGUGGAGAUGUUAGAGUAAUUGCUGAGGAGGGUAUAUUGGGCACUGGUGGUACAUUACGACAGGAUUUUUUCAAAGAAGAAUAUCAAUUAAAUAAUGCAAUUGGAACAUUAAAGACUCCAUAUAUAGCUCUGAUAGAUGGUAUUACUAUGGGAGGGGGUGUUGGUCUUUCUGUACAUGGCCAUUUUCGUGUUGGAAGUGAAAAAACACUUUUUGCCAUGCCUGAGACCGCUAUUGGUUUUUUUCCCGAUGUCGGUGGAAGUUUUUUCUUGCCAAAGUUGCAAGGAGAACUUGGUACAUUUCUAGCGUUGACAGGACAAAGAUUAAAAGGAGUAGACGUUUAUCGCGCUGGUGUUGCAACUCACUAUGUGGAAUCUGAGAAGAUGUUUGAACUCGAACAAAGUAUACUUUCAAUGAAAGAACCCACUAUAAAAAAAAUACUUCACUUACUUGAACUGUAUCACAAAGAAAGCAUAGCGAAAACCUCAACGGAGUUUUCUUUAAACCGACAUUUAGAUUGCAUUGUAAGAUGUUUUUCUAAAGAUUCUGUGGAAGAGAUUGUUGAACAAUUAGAAAAAGAAGACUCUGAUUGGGCCAGAUCGCAGAUAAGUACAAUUCUUAAAAUGAGUCCACUGUCAUUGAAAGUUGCCUUGAAACAAAUUAGAGAAGGAGCAAAACUACGAACACUUUUUGAAUGUUUGACUAUGGAAUACCGUAUCUCACAGCAUUUUAUGAACGAUAAGGACUUUUACGAAGGCAUACGAGCAGUGUUAAUCGAUAAAGAUAACCAAGCAAAAUGGGAUCCAAACAAGUUAGAGGACAUCAGCAAUGAAAAAGUUGACUCGUAUUUUGCCAGUUUGGGAGAAAAAGACUUAAUUUUUUAGAAUUAGGUAGUUCAAUCCAAACUCUAAUAAAUGAAAUAAAUUUUGCAAGUGUGAAUGCAAAGGGUUAAAGACAAACUGCACAAUUAUUUUCAUUUAGUAAAAUUUUACUUGACACCGUAUUACUUGGUUUCCAUUGGGGAAGAAUUAACACAUUGAAAAGACAAUUAUCUUUAAUGAUCUGUACAUUAAUGCGUACAGACAAUAAAUCGUUGGUGGGCUGUACAAAUGCUUCUUUUAAUUGUGUUACACAUUUCAAUGAUUACUGUGGCUUUAACUUGUGUUUAAAACUAUGUUAUAUUUAUGAUGCAUCUACCUGCAAGAAUGAACAAAUUUAUAACGCUUGUGACAAGUGUAAAA
Xenia sp. Carnegie-2017 is the source of this 1646-nucleotide messenger RNA. RefSeq names its product 3-hydroxyisobutyryl-CoA hydrolase, mitochondrial-like. Gene Ontology annotation, biological process: L-valine catabolic process. The transcript is spliced from 17 exons. The record is from RefSeq and is a predicted model, not a curated record. NCBI's taxonomy places the organism in Eukaryota, Metazoa, Cnidaria, Anthozoa, Malacalcyonacea, Xeniidae. Gene Ontology annotation, molecular function: 3-hydroxyisobutyryl-CoA hydrolase activity. The coding region runs from base 138 to 1289 and encodes 383 amino acids. Gene Ontology annotation, cellular component: mitochondrion.